Molecule: messenger RNA, 1413 nt
Organism: Trichomycterus rosablanca
Lineage: Eukaryota; Metazoa; Chordata; Actinopteri; Siluriformes; Trichomycteridae
Gene: kdm8
Product: lysine (K)-specific demethylase 8
Exons: 8
Coding region: 136-1356 (406 amino acids)
Cellular component (GO): nucleus
Molecular function (GO): histone H3K36 demethylase activity
Source: RefSeq, a predicted model, not a curated record
UGCACUACUUUGGAAGCUUGGCGCGAGAACACAAUAUGUUAGUCUCCUAAAUGAUCGUCUGUAGGUUAUAGGGACUGAGGCGCUAUUUGGAACACAUCUAUAGUGUGUCUGCUAAGUUGUUGAGGAGAUCUAGUGAUGGCUCAGAUCUGCAGCGACGUCAUGGCAAUCCUGCCUGUGAAUGAAUCAGAUUUUCCUCUUGUUUUUGGUGAAACACUUGAUCCAAGUGUCUUGUCCAUUCUCGAGUUUUGCAGAAAGGAUUUAUACAGCACGUUAAAGCCUUCCUCCUGUGUGGGUAAGGCUCAGAUCAUUAUUGAUUACUCCUGGGAGAAGCUCAAUACGGGCACAUGGAGAGAUGUGGAGAAGGACUGGAGGCGAGUUUACUCUUACGGCUGCUUGUUUAAAGCUGUAUGGAUGUGUCAUGGAGAAACGUCUCAUGACAAGGUGCAGCAAGCCGUAAAGACAUGUGACAUGGGUUUGCUCAUGGGCGCGUCCAUCAUGGACAAUGUUCUGCAAAGACUUAUUCAGGUUCUGAAAGACAAAGUCAGAAAGGAACAUCCCAGCAAAGUGGAAGAAAAUGAGCAGCCCUGUCAGAAGAGACUCAAGAAAGACUGCACACUAAAGACCACAAUCAACCCUAAACUGGCAGUACAAAGAGUCGUCUGUCCAUCUCUGCAGAGUUUCCGGUCAGAAUUUCUGGAACCCCAAAGGCCUGUCAUAUUAGAGGGAAUAAUUGACCACUGGCCUGCCUUUAAAGAGCACAAAUGGAGCAUAGAGUACCUGCGAGCAGUGGCAGGCUGUCGGACGGUUCCUAUCGAGCUGGGCUCCAAGUACACUGAUGAAGAGUGGUCACAGAGGCUCCUUACAGUGAACGAGUUUAUAGACUGUUAUAUUGUGGGCAAUGAAGAGGAUGGUACAGCAUACUUGGCUCAACACCAGUUGUUUGAUCAGGUGCCAGAGCUGAAAGAAGACAUCCGUAUCCCAGAUUACUGCUGUCUCGGAGAGGGAGAUGAAGAUGACAUUACGAUUAAUGCUUGGUUUGGCCCAGGAGGGACCAUCUCUCCUCUGCAUCAGGAUCCUGAGCAAAACUUCCUGGCUCAGGUGGUUGGGAGAAAAUACAUCCGUCUGUACAGUCCUGAAGAAACUGAAAAUCUGUAUCCACAUCAGUCUCAGCUACUACACAACACCAGUCAGGUGGAUGUGGAAAAUCCAGAUGUGAUGCAGUUCCCAGAUUUCCUGAAAGCCUCUUAUCAGGAGUGUGUUCUUCAGCCGGGUGAUGUCCUGUUCAUCCCCAAACAGCACUGGCAUUACGUUCGUGCCUUAGAGCUCAGCUUCUCUGUUAGUUUUUGGUGGUCAUGAUAAAAGCCGUCCCUAUUUUUAUAAAUAAAGCAGUGUCAUUUAACAGUGCUUUAGUCA